Molecule: messenger RNA, 4596 nt
Organism: Pomacea canaliculata
Lineage: Eukaryota; Metazoa; Mollusca; Gastropoda; Architaenioglossa; Ampullariidae
Product: spondin-1-like
Molecular function (GO): serine-type endopeptidase inhibitor activity
Source: RefSeq, a predicted model, not a curated record
CGAGGUUUUCUAUUAUUUCAGGGAUUCGCUCUCAGGUGACUUGCCUUUUCCUACAUUAGCCAAACGUUCGACUGUGUUGCCGAGACGUUUCAGGAAUUGUCGUCGUGUGCUUCGCUGUGGUCGCCGAACCUGCUGGAGUCCUUGUGGCUUGGAUUAUAUUUUCGAUUUCGUGGAUUAUUUAUAACUGGCCUUGAUUGCGGGGUGAAGGCAGAAAUCCGACUGUACUGAUCGACUGGCAGUUACUCAAGUUUGAGAUUGGAAGAAUUUUUUUUUUUCAUUGGAGGUUGGGUCACCCACGCUUUCUCCUUCAAUGUGAAAGUUCAGGUAGAAGACGAUAGGGCUUGUUUUACAGGCACAAAUAAGUUUCUGAACUGCUAAGAUGCCAACGAUACGACUGUGGCUAAGUGUCGUCUGCUUCUUCUGCGGUCUGGGCGCGGCACGUGGUGUGGCCUCGUAUGUGAAGGCCAUCUGUGACCGCAAUCCCAUCCACACCACGGCACUCAAAACACACGGUGACAAUGGAUUUAAAAUUUCACUGGAAGGACAGGAGGCAGCACAUUCACCUGACAAAUAUCGACCCGGCCAGACUUAUACAGUCGUGGUCAACGGAUCAACUCCUGGCCAGAAAAUGUUGGGUGUCAUCCUCACUGCCACCGCUGAGAACUCCAACGAGACAGAGUCCCUCGGCACCUUUGAUGUGAAAAGAAACGGUCAGGUUUACGAUCUAAGCGAUGAAAAGAUCUGCGACACCCACGUCAUAUCACACCGUUACCUGGUCCACAAGAAUGGCGUCAGCUUUACCUGGAUAGCACCUGACUCUGGCUCGCCCUGCGUCGAGUUCAAGGCCACCGUGAUCGAGCACCCGGACAUCUGGUACAGGGACGAAGGGGGACUCACAAAGGUCAUCUGCGAAGAAUUGACCCAGCAGGACGAGGCGGAUGUGGUGACGGCAGACGGCCCGCCGCCCAACACGGCGGAAGUGGACGAGUGCUGCGCGUGCGGUCACGCCAUGUACAGCGUCGAGUUCAAGGGUCUGUGGUCACGCCAGACGCACCCCAAGCAGUUCCCCAGUGCCAAAAAUGCCUACCUGCUGCACUGGUCCAAUAUCGUGGGCGCCACCCAUGGCAACGACUACCGGGUGUGGGAGUAUGACCAGUAUGCUAGCCGCGCUGUCAAGGAGGUGUGCGAGUUCGGCUCCUCCCGCUCGCUCGAGAACGACAUGAAGGACAAUAGCGAGAAGAUCCGGACGGUGAUCAAGACCAAGUCCCUGUGGGGACCAGAAAACAUCUUGGGCUCGGUCAAGGCUGUGUUCACCGUCAACAAGAAAAAGCAUCUACUGUCUCUUCUUACUAUGAUCGGACCCAGUCCAGACUGGUGUGUAGGAGUCAGUGGGUUGACCAUGUGUCAGACUAACUGUACAUGGGCGGACCACAUGGAAAUUGACCUUUACCCCUGGGACGCAGGCACCGACAGUGGCAUCACCUACAUGUCUCGCAACAUCGUGACCGAACCUCCCGAGAAGAUCCACCGCAUCACCAGCUCCUACCCCAACAACCGAGAAUCGCCGUUCUACGGGGAGCCGCUCAAGCCCAUGGCGCGCCUCGUCAUCAGCAAGAACAAGGAGGCCUGCACGACCGACAGCGGCGAGUCGACCUCCGCCGAGAACUCGCCCAGCACGGAGGAGCUGGUCAGCAUGAUGAAGAAGAAGAUGAUGGCCUUGAAAAAACUUGAGAUUGAGAAAUGCGCCACCAGCCAGUGGACGGACUGGGAGCCCUGCUCCAACCCCUGCGGCAACGGGAUGCGAGCUCGACGGCGCAUGCUCAAGAACCCGGGCAUCCUCGAGUCCAUGUGCAAUGUGGAGCUGAUGGAGAAGGAGACGUGCGUUGGUGACUGCAAGGACGCGGGCCGCCGGAAGAAGAUCUCCGACGACUUCGUCAUGCGCAUCGACGACACCGAGCGCGACCCCGACGACCUGUGCGCCGUGACUGGCUGGUCAGAGUGGUCUCCCUGCAGCGAGACUUGCGGCCUUGAUGAAGGAAGAUGGCGGAUGUUCCUGAGCCGCUCCGAGAAGACCGUGGACUGCGGCGUGCACCUGAUGGAGAAGGACUUGUGCCGCGGCGAGAUCAUGGACUGCAGGAAGGCUCUCAUGAUGAAGAACUUUACAGCAAUCUGCAGCAUGGACGCUGACGUGGGGCCGUGCAGAGGCAACUUCCCUCGCUGGUUCUACAACAGCUCCAUGGAGAAGUGCCAGGUCUUCGACUACGGCGGCUGUCGUGGCAACGAGAACCGCUUCGACACCGAGGAAGAGUGUGUCGAGCUCUGCGCAGAGCACAUGGCAGACAUGCAGAGGACAGAGUUCAUGGGAGAGAAGCAAGCUCUGAUGGACAAGCUGGCGGAGAUGGAGAAGCAGGCUAUGAUGGAGAAACAGGCCAUGAUGGAGAAGCAGGCCAUGAUGGAGAAACAAGCUGCCAUGUCGGACAAGGAAAAGCAGAUGGAGGUGGACGCUCAGAUGAAGGAAGUCAUGAUGCAGAAGCAGAAAAUUGACAGCAUGGGUGAUGACGUCAAUGGUGACGACAUUAAGGUGGCGCUGAUGAAGGUGCAGAACCUCAUGGAGCAGACGGAGGCCAUGGAGAUGGAGUCCAAAGCCAAGAUGCUGAUGGUGCGCGAGCAGAAGCGGCUGCUGCGGAAGCUGAAACGCAAGCAGAAGCGCGUGGACAACCUGCGACAGGGCCGCACGCGGCGUCGGCGGCAGAGGAAGCAGCACGACCGGGCGGUGGUGGACUGCAUGGUGACGCCUUGGACCACGUGGUCUGCCUGCUCUGCCACCUGCGGCAAGGGCACGACGAGCAGGUCCCGGAUGAUCAAGGUACAGGCCGAGGACGGCGGCAGGAAGUGUCCACGGCGCCUGGUCAAAACCAAGCCAUGCAUGACCGACUCGGAUUGUCCUGUUGACUGUGAGAUGGGGGAGUGGAGCGAGUGGUCGCAGUGCACGGAGACUUGCGGCGACAACGCAGUGCAGAUGCGGCAGCGGGAGCGCGUGCAGAAGCCCAAGCGAGGCGGCCAGGCCUGCCCUGCCGCACGACAGAAACGCUUUUGCAGUUUGCCCAUGUGUCCGGACUCCGAUAUGGAAAGGAAAAUGAAUUACUUCAUGAUGUUCCAUCGCCGAUACUAAUCUAAAACACAGCAAAUCCUUCCUGCUGAUCUGUAACUGUACGUGACUGUGUGCUGCCAGAACUGAUCCUAUGCCAUCCCAUCUGCUGUGGUUGUCUGCCUGACAGUCUCACCACUCAGUCACCCUGCCUGCUGUAGCAGUGCCUGUUCACACCCAGAAACAGUCUCCAUCUGCAGCAUGGGAUUGUGUGAAAAAAUGGACUAUGCAAAAUUAGUUGGACUGAGCACAGGCAGUUUUUCUUUUUGUCAAUGGCUGAACCAAUAAAUUUAAAAAGUAUGAAAGAAGACAUUAAAUAGGAACGUACCAACCUUUAAAAGUGAAAAAAAUGCCUUCCUAAACUGCUUCUCUGAAGAUGUCGGCUGGACAAUUUUUAGUGGAUGAAAUAGAAGUGAAAUAGAUGCUAUUCAUCAACUGUUGCAAGAUUUACAACUUCUAAACAUAUGAUAGGCAUUCAGGAAUUUCCUGCAGUUUUCUGCUCAGCCAUUAACAAAAUGAAAGCUGCUACACACUGGUUCCUGCUUGUGUUUUGAUCAUGACUUUGUAUAUUAAUCCUUUGAAGAUAUUUGUCUUCUGUAAGGUGAGCACGUAAGUGCAUUCAUAACACAGAAUGGUACAGGGUAUACUCACAUAGAAAAAAGGGGCAGGUUUGUAGUGCUUUCUGCUUGUCAGAAACUCUGUACAUAUGCCACCUCGGCUCUCUAGAAAGCAGAUGACCACACACCCUCUGGUGCACAUGGUGUGCUGUGGAACUGCUGGUCUGCACCAGAGACAAACUCUCAAAGCCUUGCAUCAUCUAGUGCCUAAGUGCAGGUAGUUGUGUCAGCUGAUGUGUUCUUGGCAUGCCAGCAUGCAUUUACAAUUUGGCAUGCAGUUGUUAACUGUUCUCUGCUUGCCCUUCAGCUUUUGGCAUGUAUUUUGACAUAAUGGACUGCACGCCAACACACACUGGCAUGCACUCUGACAUGGUUCUCUGCAUGCAGAUUCACACUAAAUAACUUCGUUUUCUUUGUACAUUAUUGUGUCCCUUGUCCAAAGAUAUUUUUUCAAAGAAACAAUGAGUCCUUUGAAAAUCAAAUGACACCUUUGUAAGUUAAUAUCUGAUGUAUAUUUAAGGUGAUUUAAAAAAAAAUUACCUUCUCUUUAAGUAAUGAUGCAGGCUUUGGCCAUUGUUGUCUCAAAGACUUGCAGUUGACUGCUGUCUUGACAACCUGCCCCACAAAAAAAAUUAUUCAUGAUAAUUGAUGUGUAUCAAACCAAAUGCAUUUUAGAUGUUAGACCUUGCUGGCAAGACCUUUACACACAAGGUGCUCUCUGUCCAUAAUGUUCUGUGAGCAGCACUCUCUUUCUCUGCAAUCUGUUUAUUAUUCAGGGUCUCUGUGUGAACCAUUAUAGGACUCUCACUAUAAUACACCAGUGCAUACACA